Molecule: messenger RNA, 762 nt
Organism: Aegilops tauschii subsp. strangulata
Lineage: Eukaryota; Viridiplantae; Streptophyta; Magnoliopsida; Poales; Poaceae
Source: RefSeq, a predicted model, not a curated record
AUGGACUUGGUGGUGGCCGAGGUUCCGGUGAUGGACUUGGUGGUGGCCGAGGUUCCGGUGGUGGACUUAGUGGUGGCCGAGGUUCCGGUGAUGGACUUGGUGGUGGCAGAGGUACCGGUGGUGGACUUGGUGGUGGCCGAGGUUCCGGUGGUCGAGGUUCCGAUGGUGGACUUGGUGGUGGCCGAGGUUCCGGUGGCCGAGAUUCUGGUGGUGGCCGAGGAUCCAGGGGUGGCCGUGGUAGAGGACGAGUUACCGGUGAUGGUGCUCGUGGUAGGGGUAGAGGUUCGGGUGGUGGUAGAGGAGGUUUCAUGGGUAGAGGCCGUGGUAAUGCUAGAGCAAUAUAUGGCGGCUUCUCAACCCAACAAGGCAACAAUGAAGGGGCUUGAGGAUGGCGAAGGUGAGAUGGCGGGGUGGUGGGAGAAGGCUGCGAAGAAGCUAAGAGAGGAGGAUGUAGCCGCACUAAAGAAGAAGAAGGAAGAGGAGCUCGAAGAGAAGAGGAAGGAACAAGAGAGAGCAGAUUAUGAGUGUCGCGCUAGGGAGCAUGCGUUGAAGAGGAAAUGUGAGAGGGCACAGAAGAAGCGUCUCAAGGAUUUUGAAGAAAGAACCUUGAAGCUUUGGUGUGCGCUGGAAACGCCAACACCCCUGGCGUUUCUGACCUACAUCGAAACGUUCUACGUGGCCUGGCAUUUCUUUAAGAUAGAAGCUGCCUGGGACGUAGCCCUCUGGAGUGUUCUGCCAUCCAGGACGUCGGAUGGUUCUUGA